AUGAAAGUCUCAGCACGUCUUCUUGCCUCUCCAGUGACGCCCCGUUUUAGACCAGGCCGAUCUGCUCCAAAACUGGCUGUCCUUCCACCUAUACCACUCUAUCGUCGCUUGCUACGGAUACAUCGAAAGCGUCUAGGUCCGGAAGAGCGGAUUAUGGGCGACCUCUAUCUGAAAGCCGAAUUUCGACGGCACAAGGACAUUGACAACCCAAUUCACAUCAUUGGCUUUCUUACGCAAUGGCAGCAAUAUGGCCAGACGAUCGAAGGAGAGAACUGGAAGGACGAGAAGUUUGAUAAAGAGCUACUGGACAAGAUGAGUGAUCAGCAGGUUGGGCAGAUGUACGAGCUGAUGCAAACGAUACAAAAGAGGGGCAGAGAUGCUGCAGACGAAGAGAGUGUAGAUGAGCUGUACGCACCUGAUGAGUCAAAGAAACAGUGA
Molecule: messenger RNA, 438 nt
Organism: Lithohypha guttulata
Lineage: Eukaryota; Fungi; Ascomycota; Eurotiomycetes; Chaetothyriales; Trichomeriaceae
Exons: 1
Coding region: 1-438 (145 amino acids)
Biological process (GO): succinate metabolic process; mitochondrial respiratory chain complex II assembly
Cellular component (GO): mitochondrion; mitochondrial intermembrane space
Source: RefSeq, a predicted model, not a curated record